ACUCUAUAUACUCUACUGUAGGAUCACAUACAUAUAUAUAUGCUUUCAGUGAAACCAAUUGUUUACAUUUAGUUGCACAGCAAUCCGAUGGAUGGAAAUAUUAAACAUAUGUGACGAUUAUUAUAUUUUCUAAUCCAAUGAUGGUUGAAAAGUUUGUGCUUCUGAAGCGGUUCAGGUUUUAAUUAUAAGAUGGAGGCAGAUGUACAAUCUGAUGUACAUAAAAAUCUAGGAAAUGUGAACCAGGAAAUUCACCAAAUCUCGGAGAGUUUUCAACACAGUGAAAUCAGUGAUUGUAAAGUUUUGAGUUCAAGUAUUAAACUAGUGACAGAAAAUAAAGAAUUUUCAAAAGACAACGCCAACGACUAUCCUUCGAACAAAGAUGCUAAGGACGGGGACGGUGACGUCCUGAACGACAAAUCUGAUUUGUCUAGUCCUCAUGUCGUUGUCAAGGUUCCAGAUAGAACAGAUGAAAUGAGUAGUGAUUGUUGUAAAGAAACAAAUGAAGAGGACCAGAUAAUUGAACAAGAAAAUAGUGAAAUGGAGCUGAUCAGUGACCAAACUGUUGUUUUUAAAACCAUCAUGAAAAUAAGAGAAAAGGACGAAGGAGAAGAUAAUGAGAUGAAUACUGUCUGCAAGGUUGGAGAUAGAAAUAAGAAAAACAUGAAGACGAAUGAUUUUAAAAGCAAAUUAGAUUUUGGUGACACAGAUAUUUAUACAUUCAUGGACAAUGGGAAGAAUAAUAAAGAAAAAACGGAGAAAGAAAUGUAUAAGGAGGAGAAGGAGGAGGAUACUAAUGAGGAGGAAGAUGAGGAGGAGGAUAAAGAAGAUGAUACAAAUACUGAUAAUGAUUGUAGACUAGAAAGAGCCCCUGAGAAGCAUGUACAGAUUCAUGAGAAUAUUGAGAUUCAUGAAGCAUCUGAUACAAACAGUGAAGGAGAAAAAUCAGCUGAUCGGCCAUAUAAACAUAGACAUAUCAGGAAAGAAGGGUUUUCGGGGAGAAAAGAAAUUGUAGGAAUCCUGAAACCUGGCCCAACCCCUGGUAAACAGCUCCGUAGCUUCCCUUCACUACCAGAUAUAUUCCUCCAGGAACUAGGGUUAUCACAGAAUGGAGGAAUCAGUAUGGAUCAACUAUCUGAACAAGAUAUAGAGAGUAAGUUCUGUUCUCUGUCCCUUGCCUUCAAAACGGACCGAGUAACCCUGUCUGACCGGCUAGACUUACAGCUCAGGCAAAGAGAUAUAGCUGAAAGGAAUGUGUCGGAUGAGAUGAGACAACUCAAAACCACGAUUAAGGUAUUUUUUAUUUUUAACUUCAAAUCACCCUUCUUGCAAAGAAGGCAAUUGCCCGAUUUAGAAUCCUAUCAUUAAAA
Eurytemora carolleeae is the source of this 1367-nucleotide messenger RNA. RefSeq names its product protein starmaker. Lineage: Eukaryota; Metazoa; Arthropoda; Copepoda; Calanoida; Temoridae. The coding region runs from base 190 to 1365 and encodes 391 amino acids. The record is from RefSeq and is a predicted model, not a curated record. The transcript has 8 exons.